AUGGUGACCACAACGGACCGAGAUCAUCAUCACUUGCCGGCGCCGCAAGAGACCACCACGUCUCACCGCGUGGUGUUCCUUAGGCAUGGGGAGUCGACUUGGAAUAGAGACGAUCGACACAUAGGUUGGACAGACGUCCCGCUCACCGAAAAGGGCGAACACGAAGCUCUGCUGGCCGGGCGAGCUUUGCGGAAGGAAGGCUUCGAGUUCGACGUGGUAUUUGCAUCGGUGCUCAAGCGGGUGCUCAAAACGGAGCACAUCGUGAUGGACGAACUCGACCAGCUUUGGGUGCCGGAGAUCAAGGACUACCGACUCAACGAGCGCCACUACGGGGAUUGCAUAGGUAAGACAAAACCGGAGGCGGAGGAGGCUUUCGGCAAGGAGAAUGUGGCGCUCUGGGCGUCGAGCUAUGAUGUUGCCCCGCAUCCCAUGAGCACGGACGGGCUUUACUACCCCAAGGACGACCGACGGUACCAACACGUCGUCGACGAAGAUGGAGCCUGCGCGAUACCCCGGACGGAGUGCAUGAAGGAUGUGUCCCGCCGCGUGGUGGGGUACUGGGAGGAGGAGAUAGCGCCGGUCGUGAGGAGCGGGAAGCGCGUGCUAGUAGCGGGCCACGCAAAUAUGCUCAAGACUCUGCUACAGCACCUCGACGGCAUACCCGACGACGUGAUUGUCACGAUGAAGGUUCCUCGCGCAACCCCCAUUGUCUACGACCUCGGCGCAGAUAUGAAACCGUUGCGAUCACCCCUCCCCGACACGCUGUUGAGCGCCGAGCUCCUGUCGGUUGACGGUGCUCCCGCCCGCAUGGCGGCCGCGGACGGAGAAGUGAACGCGUUUUAG
Molecule: messenger RNA, 843 nt
Organism: Ectocarpus siliculosus
Lineage: Eukaryota; Phaeophyceae; Ectocarpales; Ectocarpaceae
Source: the annotation of a GenBank genome assembly